Canis lupus familiaris (dog) is the source of this 5343-nucleotide messenger RNA. RefSeq names its product kynureninase (gene KYNU). The transcript has 14 exons. NCBI's taxonomy places the organism in Eukaryota, Metazoa, Chordata, Mammalia, Carnivora, Canidae. Gene Ontology annotation, molecular function: kynureninase activity; pyridoxal phosphate binding. Gene Ontology annotation, cellular component: cytoplasm. The coding region runs from base 430 to 1896 and encodes 488 amino acids. Gene Ontology annotation, biological process: NAD+ biosynthetic process. The record is from RefSeq and is a predicted model, not a curated record.
AAAAAAAGGAAGAAAGUGUACACAGAAAGUUUACUUUCUGUUAGUCAGAUAGAUGCCUGGGGAACAAGUGUGGAGAGUGUGCAGAGGGUCCUGGAGAAGACUCCAUCUGCACCAGUCUCUGGACUGCUGAGAAGUCUGGCACCCAAACAAGUGUCUGGUCCUAGAAGAACCCUGGCCUGGAGAGAAAUGUUGGAACAUUUUAUCAGUAGACACACCUUCUGCGUUUUGGAGAAUAGCAAUUUUUCAAUGAAAGAGGCUACAAAGUGGAAAGCGUUCUUUGGGAACUUCAACAGAAGGCAGACACUGCCAGCUCUUAGGUCACUAAGGCCUGGUGGUGGAUAUUGCAGCACUUCCUGCCACUCGCAUCCUUCAAGUUAUGGCUAUAGCAUCAUCUGAAUUAUAAAGGCAAACAAAGCCAGGAGUAGAAAUAUGCUUGUGGGAAUUCAGCACCUAGAGACCAGAAGAGCGGUGAAAAGACUCCAAAGAGAGAAACAACUUGUAAUGGAGCCUUUACCACUUGAGUUACCAGCUGACACAGUGCAACGCAUCGCAUCUGAACUUAGAUGUCACCCAACAGAUGAGAGGGUUGCCCUCCGCCUUGAUGAAGAAGAUAAGCUGAGGCACUUCAAGGAGCAUUUUCAUAUCCCCAAAAUGCAAGAUCUACCUGCAAUUGAUUUAUCUUUAGUGAAUAAGGAUGAAAAUGCCAUCUAUUUCUCGGGAAAUUCUCUUGGCCUUCAACCAAAACUGGUUAAAACAUAUCUGGAAGAAGAACUCGAUAAGUGGGCCAAAAUGGGAGUCUAUGGUCAUGAAGUAGGAAAACGUCCUUGGAUUACAGGAGAUGAGACUAUUUUAGGCCUAAUGAAUGACAUUGUAGGAGCCAAUGAGAAAGAAAUAGCCCUAAUGAAUGGUUUGACUGUUAAUUUACAUCUUCUACUGUUAUCCUUUUUUAAGCCUACACCAGAAAGGUAUAAAAUUCUUCUGGAAGCCAAAGCCUUCCCUUCAGAUCAUUAUGUUAUUGAAUCACAGCUUCAACUUCAUGGACUUAACGUUGAGAAAAGUAUGCGGAUUAUAAAGCCAAGAGAGGGGGAAGAAACAUUGAGAACGGAAGAUAUCCUUGAAGUAAUUGAGAAGGAAGGAGACUCGAUUGCAGUGAUCCUGUUCGGUGGGCUGCAUUUUUAUACUGGACAGCUCUUUAAUAUACCUGCCAUCACAAGAGCUGGACAAGCAAAGGGUUGUUUCGUUGGCUUUGAUCUAGCACAUGCGGUUGGAAAUGUUGAACUCCACUUACAUGACUGGGGAGUUGAUUUUGCCUGCUGGUGCUCCUACAAGUAUUUAAACUCAGGAGCAGGAGGUCUUGCUGGUGCCUUUGUCCAUGAAAAGCAUGCCUAUAGAAUUAAACCUGCGUUAGUGGGGUGGUUUGGCCAUGAACUCAGCAGCCGAUUUAAGAUGGAUAACAAACUGCAAUUAAGCCCUGGAGUCAGUGGAUUUCGAAUUUCAAAUCCUCCCAUUUUAUUGGUCUGUUCCUUACAGGCUAGUUUAGAGAUCUUUAAGCAAGCAACUAUGAAAGCAUUGAGGAGAAAAUCUAUUUUGCUAACCGGCUAUCUGGAAUACUUGAUCAAGCAUUACUAUAACAAAGAUACAGCAGAUACCAAGAAACCGUUUGUGAACAUAAUUACUCCAUCCUGCAUAGAGGAGCGUGGCUGCCAGCUUACACUCACAUUUUCUGUUCCAAUGAAAUAUGUAUUCCAAGAACUAGAAAAACGAGGAGUGGUUUGUGACAAGCGAGAACCAAAUGGCAUCCGAGUGGCUCCAGUUCCUCUCUACAACUCUUUUCAUGAUGUUUAUAAAUUUAUCAAUCUGCUCACUUCUACACUUGACUCUGCAGAAACCAAAUAGCAGAGUUUUCUAGAACAGCUUAAGCAAGUGAUAUUGAAACCUUCUAUGGUUAUUUUAUUAUUAUUUUCAAAUUUUAAUAAUUGGAAAUUUUUCAAAACCCAUCACAUGUAACUGGCAAUGAAUUAUAUAUUUUACAGAAAAAUCUGAUGUAUUUUUUCCAAGAGUCUGUGAUUCUGAGGAGUCCACAUGUCUGUCUAAUUUCUUCGUGCUGGUGGAUCAAAGUUUUCACGGGUCCAAGUAUUAUUUACACAGUCUUAGCUAGCUGUCACAUUUCAUGGUCAGUGAAUGUUUUAUGUUGAUUUAAUUUAUAAUUUGAUUGACAACUUCAUAAUAUAUGUGCAGUUUUUUGUGUCAAUUUUAGAAAUGUUGCUUUAGAUUUAAUUUACCAAAGAGUUUCUUAUAGUCACUGUAGUUUCACAGCCUGAUAUAUGUAUGAUUUUGCAAUAUUCCAUCCAACUCUAAUCCAAGGAAGAGAAAAUACAUUUUCUAGGGCAGUAGCUUUCAAAUGUUUGGCCAGAGUCCACACUAAGAAAUAUAUCUAAUAUCAGAGACUAGAAUUUAUAUAUGUUUAUGUCUUAUUUUAUUGAUCUUAAUAUAUACAUUUUUAUCAUUUUAAAAUAUGUGAAAGAAUUCUUUUAAAAUUCUCAAUCAAUAGUUCUUACAAUUGCUAUUGACCAUUCUUUCAUGUUACCAUCACUGAUAUUAGCAUACUUCUCACAAUGAAUAGAUGAUUUUUUAAAAAAUGGUAGAUAUAGCAAAAGCAGAAGAGUCAUAAAUUAUUAUCUGUGCUCUGCUAUUUAUUCAUUUUAUCUCAUUACAACAAAUGUUGAUUAAAACUCGUUAAAUUUAUUUCUCCACCAACUUUUAGGUCCUAAUCCAUUUUACACUGUUCCUAUAUCUGGUGUUAUCAUAAUUUCUUAUUUUUUUUUAAUGGGGACUUGCCCUAAUAGAAAACUUUAGAUGUUAACCCUGUCUCUAAUAUAGUAAAACAAAUCAUUCCAAGACACUUGGAACUGAGAAUUAGCAAAUAGUGUUUCAUCUGUCAACCUCUAAGGUGAGUCUAUGGACCUUUCCCUCUAUAGGAGGAAAAGCUACAGUUACACUCAGCCCUGUUGGACUUCCCUGGUUUUCAGCUGUUGAUACUACAACCACUAUUCAUGAAACGGCAAAAGAGUCUACAUUUAUAUACCUGAGCAGCACGAAAGAGUGACUACAAGAUAAUUAGUGCCCCUGAUGAAUAAAUUUGAAUGAAAUUAACUUAGACAACCACUAGAGUUAAAUCAAAAGAUGCAGAACUGACACCAAUACCAGCACCUACUGAUAUGUAUUGAGUACUCACCGUGUACCAUGUACAGUGCUGGUCUAUUUAGAUGUUAUCUUAUUUGACUGGUUACAGAACUGCUGUAGCAAAGCUUCCCCCUCCAACUUUUGCCAAAACUCAUCUUUGUGGAAGGAAAAGUUCUCAAAACCCUAAAAUUCAUCCAUAUACAACUUCAUGUAGAAGAAAUCAUUUUGAAUGUCUCAGAGAUAAGCAAAAGAGACAUGGUCUCAGCUCUCAGGGAACAUGCAGUUUAGUUUAUAAGUUUAAGUUCUAAAAUAUGCUAAGAAAAAGUUUAAAAUAAAAUAUGCUAAUCACAUUAAAAUUAUAUAAAAUCAUGUAUACAAAUUAUUCAAAGAAUAAUCAGCACUAUGUCUUCAUCAUGCAGGUUAGGAAAAGAGUGUUAGAAAUUCCCUUUCUCCUUGUUUGCAUCUCUCCUUCCUCCCCAAAUCUAGAGUUAACCGUCAAAUCAUAUUCUGUGUUAAUCAUUCCCUUACUUUUAUUGAAAUUUUACAUCUAUGUAUGUACCCAUAAAAAUAUAUAUGUGAACUUGCCUGUGUGUGAACUUUGUGUAAAUGAUUGUAUAUAUUCUCCUUCCUUUGCUCAACAUCAAGUUUUUGAAAUUCGUCCGUUUGUUACAUACAGAUUUUUAUCCAUUUUCAUUGCUGCUCAGUGUUCUAGCAUAUCAUUGGAGUUAUCAAUUGAUUAAUUUAUUUAUUUUUGGAGUUAUUCAUUUAUUCAAUUGCUAAUGAACACUUGAAUUUUCCAAAUAUCUUUAGUAUUGCAACAAUGCUGCCAUUAACAUUCUUGGUACACAGGUUCAAAUGUUUGCCCAAGAUAUAGCUCUGAAAAUAUUGGGUCACAGGACAAAUGACAUGUUCAACUUCACCAUAUAAUAUCAAACUCUUCUCCAAAGAAGUUGUACCAGUUUCCAAUCCAACUAGUAGGAAAUGUCAAUAGUAGCUGUUGGUUGCCUUUGUCAUGUAUGCGGGCUAAAAUAGCCACUAAAAUAACAAUGAAUGUAUAACUUCCAGACAAGUAGAAGAAGAAACGAAGACAUACACACCCAUACUGCAGUUUAGGCUUCAGAAAUCAUCCUUAAUCUGUGGAUUGAGCAAAGACUAGAAUUUUAUCUGAGUUUUGCCCUUGCUCAGCUCUUUCCCUUCUCAUAUUCUCCAAAGAUUUUCAUGAUAAGCACCCCUUCAAUGCAGCAUAUUAAUCUAGGGGCACUUGGGUGGUUCAGUGGGUGAAGCGUCAGACUCUUGGUUUCAGCUCAGGUCAUGAUCAUGUGGGUUGGGUUGUGUAAUCAAACCCCCUGUUGGGCUCCUAGCUCAAGAGGGAGUCUGCUUGAAGAUUCUCUCCCUCUGCUCCUCCCUCCUCUCUCAAAUAAACCUUUUUAAAGAAAACAUAUUAAUAGAUAUCCCAGUCUCAAGCUUUAUUUCUAGGAAACCCAAUCGAAAAAAAAAAAAAAAAAAGGAAACCCAAUCUAAGAUAGCAUUCCUUCAUCUAGUGUUAAUAACCAUAAACCGUUUAUAUUCUAUAUCCAGUAUAUGAUAAAUUUCAGUUUUGUUUCUGUCGGUUUUCACAAAUAAUGCUUGUUUCCUUUUGUGUAUUGUAUUUGUUAACUUUUUUUGUGUACUUCUUAACUUUAAACCACUCAUUUUAUUGAUCCUCUUGGAAUUCUUUGGAAACUGGGUUAAAGUAUAUCUUUCCAAAGGUAUUCAUUUUUGCUUCUGCCAGUUUCCCAAGGCCAUUAUGAUUUUCUGCUAGGUAACUUUCUACUUAUUCUUGAGGUCAAAACUAUGUCAGUUUACAUUCAAAUUGUGUUAUGCUUUGUCCCAUAAAUUCAAAUUACUAGAGCAUGAUUUUUAAGUAAAUGGAUUUUUGCAUCAUCUUAAGAAAGAAAUCUACAAACACCCUGAAAGCAUCAUAUCACAAAACAGAAGAUUGUAAAUCACCAAAUUAGAGCGUCCUGUGACUGAGAUGAUGGGUUUGGUGCUUGUGUGGGUCAUUAGCAUCUGUAUUAUGUGUUUUCGAAAGAUAAAAUUUGUUUUCUGUCCUUUAGUAAUAUUUUAAUCUCAGCAAGACAUGUUUUCAAAGAACAAAAUAAUAAACAGGAUUAUUAUGAA